AUGGACGGCCUUAGCUUUGUUGAUAAAGGGAAAAUACCAGAUGGUUACAAAAAUGAAAUAGAUCAAUUAGUAAAGAAGGAAUUUGCGAAUAUAAAAAGAGAGCCUGUUCAUCCCGAAAUACGAGGUAUACUUGCGAAGAGAAAGGGGGCCGAUAAUAGUGUUUCUACGCUUACAAAUGCAUUGUACACCGAAUACUUGAAACAACGUAAUAACAAAAAAAGGCGAACACCGGAUUUUAAUGACGACGAUGAUACUUUAUUUUUGGAAGAGUAUAGAAGGAAAUACCCGAGGAUUGAUACUUCCAGAUACAUACCGAACGAGUCUUCCGAAGUUAGCUUGUUAGGAAUUGUAGAUUCUUAUUUAAAACAUCAGGAAAUAGUUUUGGAUACACUUCUACCGCAAACGGUAUCGAAUCAAUGGAGAAUUAAUAAUGAUUAUAUUCGUCAAACGUGUACUAUAGUGGAAGAAAUGAACAUCCAGCAGAGGAAACAAAUUAACGAUUUGGAAAUAUACAGAAAGAGGUUAUAA
Saccharomyces cerevisiae S288C is the source of this 528-nucleotide messenger RNA. RefSeq names its product Snt309p (gene SNT309). The record is from RefSeq and is marked reviewed. The transcript has a single exon. Gene Ontology annotation, cellular component: nucleus. The coding region runs from base 1 to 528 and encodes 175 amino acids. NCBI's taxonomy places the organism in Eukaryota, Fungi, Ascomycota, Saccharomycetes, Saccharomycetales, Saccharomycetaceae.